Messenger RNA from Helobdella robusta, 1656 nucleotides. RefSeq lists its product as hypothetical. Gene Ontology annotation, biological process: triglyceride biosynthetic process. Bases 78 to 1103 code for a protein of 341 amino acids. The transcript has 5 exons. The record is from RefSeq and is a predicted model, not a curated record. Gene Ontology annotation, molecular function: diacylglycerol O-acyltransferase activity. Gene Ontology annotation, cellular component: endoplasmic reticulum membrane. NCBI's taxonomy places the organism in Eukaryota, Metazoa, Annelida, Clitellata, Rhynchobdellida, Glossiphoniidae.
ACUUUAAAAAUAAUAACUUGUCCUUUCCCCAAAAAAUAAAAUAAAAAAAUAAAAGUCAUUAGGAUUAGUUAGUUGAAAUGGCGGAGCGAAAGUUUGGUAUAAAAUUUGCAAACAUUCUCACUACGCCUCUCGAAAGAAGACUUCAAACAUUGGCAGCCCUACAAUGGGCCUAUACUUUUUACUUCAUGGGUCUAACUGGGUUGGCCCUCUUUUUAUUCCUCCUAUUCAGUUCAUAUUAUUAUAUAGCGCUUUUAUACUCCGUGUGGAUUAUUUACGACAUUAACGCUUGUCAAAUGGGUGGAAGAGAGAUCCAGUGCCUGAAAACUUGUAGAGUUUGGGGGUACUUUAGGGAUUAUUUUCCAAUUAAGCUGCACAAGUCAACAGAUCUUGAAGCCGACCACAACUACUUGUUCCUCUACCAUCCUCAUGGCAUCGCCAGCUGUGCAGCUUUUUCUUGUUUUGCAACGGAUGGACCUGGAGCGUCCAAACUCUUUCCGGAAUUGAGAUUUCGUUUGCUGACAUUACGUUGUAACUUUUUCCUUCCAUUUGCAAGAGAAUAUAUUUCUUUUUAUGGAAUCUGUGCGGCUUCUAAAGAAUGCAUCCACCACCUGCUGACGAAUUGUGGCACCAACAAUGCACUGGUCCUCGUAGUUGGGGGCGCUCGUGAGGCUCUCGAAGCCAAUCCUGGAAAUUUCAACUUGGUACUUAGUAAAAGGAAGGGUUUCGUCAAACUUGCCCUUCAACAUGGGACUCCUCUGGUGCCAGUCUAUGCAUUCGGUGAGUCGGACAUAUACACACAAGUUGCUUUGCCACCUGAUUCAAAGUUGCGCAAGAUGCAGAACACAUUCAUGAAAAUUUUAUCUUUCUCUCCGCCCAUAUUCCACGGCAGAGGCAUCUUCAACUACACUUUUGGAUUGCUGCCCUACCGACGACCCAUCAACGUUGCUGUUGGGAAACCAUUGAAACUGCCGAAAAUUGUAAACCCAAAUGACGAUGAGAUAAAUGAGUGGCACAGGAAGUAUGUUGACCGGCUGGUUGACCACUUCGAGAAGCACAAGUUGCAGUUUGGACUGAAGGAAGAUGAUCAUCUUAAUAUAUUGUGACCAUUUUAAUGAAUUGUGACCACCUUAAUAUUAUGUGACGAUCUUACUAUCUGAUGAGAGUUGAGUUCAAUUAAAUCUACUAUACCACGUUUUUGCAGUUGUUUUUGUUUUAUACAACAUUUUUUCUAAUUAUAACCAUCGACUUUUUGAUUUUUUUUUUUCAUGGAUCAGUAUUUGUUCUUCUUCUUUUGUUAGCACAGUUAAACCAGCCAGCAGUUGUGCAACGUUGCGUUUUUCUCGUUAAGAUUUUCGGUGAUAUUUCAAAUGAUUUCGUAUGUAUGCUGAAGGCUAUUGUUCCAGAUGGCGUGAGAUUGUUUUUUGAAUCUAAUCGUUUUUCAAAUGCUUAUAAUAAUUAUUGCUCAGUUUACAUUAGUUUUAUCCAUAUAUAUAGAAUAUAUGUAGAGAGUAUAUACUCUAUAUUCAUGUUUUUUUUUCGGUUGUAAUUAUUUUAUCCCAUGUUUCAUAAUCGCAGUUGUAUUUUAAAAUUCAACUUCUCCGAUUGCUUUUUUCAAACUGUUAUAUAACGAAUGGAUUCCUUUUUUUAUUUUGUUAU